AUGUUCAAAGUGGAGAGAAAUAUGCCUCCAUGGGGACAUUGUGUUCAAAUUGGAGAUCCGGUGUUGAGAGAAAUAGCUGACGAAGUGCCAAAAGAAUUAAUUAAAUCACCUGAGAUUCAAUAUCUUAUUAAACAAAUGAAAGUUGUACUUAAAGAUUAUCGUCUUGUAGGAAUUGCCGCACCACAAAUUGGAAUAAGUUUACGAAUCAUUUUAAUGUUUUGUGGAGAACAUCUUAAAGAUGUUAUCACACCAGAAACUUUUAAAGCGAGGGAAAUGUCAACUUUUCCUCUUACUGUGUUCAUUAAUCCUGAAUUAGAAGUCGUCGAUCAUAGAAAAAUAAUCAUUGAAGAAACUUGUGCAAGUGUCGUCGGAUUUGUAGCUGAAGUUCCAAGAAAUUAUUCUGUAAAAGUUAAAGCUUUCGAUCGCAAUGGGAAAGAAUUUCAACACACAUUCACAGGAUGGAAUGCAAGAAUAGUUCAACAUGAAAUUGAUCAUUUAAAUGGAAUUCUCUUUACUGACCUUAUGAAUAGAAAAUCAUUCAGAUGUACAAAUUGGGAGAUUGUGAAUCGAAAAGCAGGCAGAAUUGUGAUUCCAUUCUAUCCUAAAAAGUAA
Messenger RNA from Clunio marinus, 612 nucleotides. Lineage: Eukaryota; Metazoa; Arthropoda; Insecta; Diptera; Chironomidae. The record is from the annotation of a GenBank genome assembly.